AUGUUCCCGCCAAAACCCCAAGGAACCAUUCACAUGCCAUCAUGUGGCGUUGACGCAACUUCCCGGAAUGUGAUCGUGGCGGUGAAAGCAGAGAAGGUGAUCUCCAAUAUUGCAUUGUCUUGGGCCACUACACACGUGGCCCGGCCGGGCGACUGCAUUCUUCUCCUCGCCGUCUUCUCCGAGAAGAUGACCGCUGGGAGGAGAUUUUGGGGGUUUCCAAGGUUGAAAGGGGAGUGUCGGAGUGCUGACCGGAAUAAUCUACGGGAUAGGAUUGGACAGAUCUCAGAGUCUUGUUCUCAGAUGGUUCUCCAAUUUCACGGUCAAAUUCAGGUUGGAGUGCAAAUCAAGGUUGUCUCAGCUCAAUCUGCAGGUUCUGUGGCAGCUGAAGCAAAGAGGAAUGUAGCUAACUGGGGCCAGCUCAACUUUUCUGUGACUGUUGAAAAUGAAGAUGAUAUCGAAUUGCUUUGA
Messenger RNA from Fraxinus pennsylvanica, 468 nucleotides. The record is from the annotation of a GenBank genome assembly. Lineage: Eukaryota; Viridiplantae; Streptophyta; Magnoliopsida; Lamiales; Oleaceae.